GUGAGAGACAAAGAGAGAAAAGAGAGAGAGAGAGAGAGAAAAUGGAAUUUCUCUAUUUCACAUGUCCUCACUUUCUUCAUUACAGAUUAAUAAACCUAUUGAUUUCUCUGGACGAACUCCUUUAAUCUUUGCCUCUCAAGUGGGCGCCGAUAGAAGAAUCAUCGACAUUUUGAUAAAAGCUGGUGCGAAGUUAGGAGCGAAAGACGUCGGGGGUCGUACAGCUUUGCAUUUGGCUGUGUGGAGGCGUCGACUGCAAGCUGUGGAGCUAUUACUCUCUCGGGGCAGCAAUGUCAACGAGAAGACCAUCCGCGGCAAUACUCCUCUCCAUUUGGCUGCAAGGUCAUCUCCGGAAUGGACAGAUGGUGUGAAAGCUAUAAUGAAAGAGGAAGCUGUUGAGGUUAAUCCUCGAGAUAAAGAUGGUCGCACACCGCUGCACUUCGCCUGUUCGCAGGGACACUUGCCCACUGUCGAAAUUUUGUUGGAUCAGGAUGACAUCGAUGCCAAUGUCAUGAACAACGAUGGAGACACACCACUGCAUAUGGCAGUUAAGAAGCGAAAAUAUGAAGUGGUCUGUGCGAUGCUGAAGCAGGGUUCUUUCAGUUGGAUAUCAAACAAUCAGAAAGGACACCAUUGCUUGAAGCCGUUUCCCGGGUCACCUCGGAAUGACACACAAGUUAAUAGCUCUGGGUGCAAAUGUAAAUGCUGUUGA
Messenger RNA from Octopus sinensis (East Asian common octopus), 709 nucleotides. Its product is annotated as putative ankyrin repeat protein RBE_0317. The transcript has 5 exons. Gene Ontology annotation, cellular component: nucleus; cytoplasm. The record is from RefSeq and is a predicted model, not a curated record. Gene Ontology annotation, molecular function: protein binding. NCBI's taxonomy places the organism in Eukaryota, Metazoa, Mollusca, Cephalopoda, Octopoda, Octopodidae. Bases 62 to 709 code for a protein of 215 amino acids.